GCAUUUUCAGGGAAACCGCUUGCGUGCGAAGAAGAUGCUGGGACGUGCAAGUUGAUGGAAGAGAUGUUUGAAUUCCGGAGGGUGCAAGGAAGAAAAGAGGAAGGGAGGUACAAGUUCAUACUGGAUGUUGAUGGAAAUGGCUGGUCUGGUCGUUUCAAGAGACUUGUCACCAGCAACGCACUGAUACUCAAGGCGUCCGUGUAUCCAGAAUGACAUCCCGCAUUGCUGAAUGGG
Molecule: messenger RNA, 234 nt
Organism: Pisolithus orientalis
Lineage: Eukaryota; Fungi; Basidiomycota; Agaricomycetes; Boletales; Pisolithaceae
Exons: 3
Source: RefSeq, a predicted model, not a curated record